Molecule: messenger RNA, 1896 nt
Organism: Trypanosoma grayi
Lineage: Eukaryota; Euglenozoa; Kinetoplastea; Trypanosomatida; Trypanosomatidae
Exons: 1
Coding region: 1-1896 (631 amino acids)
Source: RefSeq, a predicted model, not a curated record
AUGCAAUCGAAGAAUGUGAGGCACAUGAAAGGCAAAUCGCAAUUGACGCAUCUACGGUAUUCCAAGAUACCAAAGAGCAUUGACAGUUGCAGUCUCGGUGACAUGGGCCUCUCUGAACCUGUUUCAAUCCUACGUCGAGGCAGAAGGAAGGUGAGACUACAGACAUCUAUGGGGCUGCAGUUGAGAGACAUCCAGGUGUUGUGUCUGGUACUGAUGCUUGUGAUUGAACCGUUUCUUCGCUGUGCCGCUGCGGCUGGUGGCGUGGUCCCCCGAACGAGAAUGGCCACGCCUGCAGCUGGAAAUGAAUCCUUGGUGAUACUCACGAACUGCUUUCCCAGCGUAAUACUCAGUCCUUCCAACAUCCCAUACACCUGCGAAGUUAACAAUGACGAAGCACUGAGUGGCUUGAACCUCUCCGCCUCGUACUAUCAUAAAGGAGACCUCAUCCCUGGCUGGCCGGCGACUCUGGACGAGGAAACUAAUACCAUUACAUUCAUGCCUGAUCAUGGGGCGCCUUCAGGACGUUGGGAAUUGGUAUUCACGGGGCGUUCUGACAAUGUAGGCUUUUCCACUCCUCGGACGACCAAUAAGAGCAUGGACUUCAUGUUGAGUGAAGAGACCAAUGCGGAUUUUGCUAUUCUCUGUCCGUAUUACGGUAUGGCUGUAUCGUUUGCACCCAAUCUUCCGAGUGGCACCAUGGCUUCCGACUACAUGCUGGUCCGCUCUUUCGAUGUAUGCCAGUACACCACUACAACCUGCACUGACUCUGUUGGGUGCUACAGAAUGCUGCCACCCGCGCAUCUUCCCCCUCCUGGCGAAUACAGGCUCUGUGUGACGUCAAAUGACUGGCAUGACCAAUACCUUCCAUGGGGUGUAGAAUCUCUUGAGGUGAAGGUGCUGUUGGCCACGCCGCUGUACUUGACAGCUGGUAAAGACAGAAAUGUCGUGCUGCAGGAUGCGGAAUCUGUGGUCAGUAUGUUGAGGCGUGUGUUCCUGGAGCGGUGCCCUGACAACAACUGCCCCCGUGUGACUACUGGCAGUGGGGAAAAGGUGGUGCACCGUGAUGCGUGUGUCAACACCUCCGUCUCGUCGCGGGUGUACCUGUCCGACCUCCGUGUGCUGUCUGCAGAAGCUGGCGUGUACGCUGUGUGUGUCGAUGGUGAUGGUGAUGGUGAUGGAGAGCACAUUGCUCCUGCUGCGCUGCCGGUGGCGGUACUGGAGAAACCCUUUGCCUUCAAGAUAACUGCUGACACGGACCAGAACACUGCUACGAUUAAUGUUACUGGUGGUGACCUCGAGUGGCGCAGAGAGCCGUACACGGUGUGCGCUGUGCCACAGGAUGAAACAUGUGAUUCCGUCUCUGCUGGGCCUCGUGUGUGUGAGAAGAGUGAGUCCCCAAAUUCAUUAUCCGUGUUUCUGGAUCUCGCCAGCAGGGGAAUGCCUGUUCAGGAUGUGAAGUUCUGCUUCAUCGCAGCCAACGUGACAAUCGGAGGACGCACCUACACGCACAUGCAGGAUGUGCUAGAGGAUGUCUGGGAGGACGUGUGGGAGGAUGAUGGUGAGUCGACCACAGGAAUGUCUGGUGGAUUCAUCGCCGGGAUUGUUAUUGCGGGCGCCGUUUUAUUAAGUGCUCUGGUUGUCGCCGUGGUGUAUGUGUUGCAUCAGCGACGGAAGAACAGAAGAGAGCCACCAGACUCUGGCACACCACCCUCGCCGACGGUGCCACACCCUGAACAGAAGAAAUCAAAUCCCCUGACAACUGUUUCUGUUGGUACUUCCCCGCACACACCCCCACCCACGCCUGUUCCUCCGCAAGACGAUGGUGCUGCCCAGGUGCCUGUUGCUGAGCAGCCCAGCAACACAGCGGAGCGGCACAUCGACCCCACAAAUAUGUAA